UAAAAAUUAAAUUUAAAAUAAGCGUAUAUACAUAUAAUAAAAUCAUGAAGACGUAAAAGCGCCACCUGUGACAUAAAUGCAUGGCAGUACUUAAUUACGUGUUUAUGUGCAAAUUUAUUAUUUAGCUCGGAUACAUCGAAUAAAUAUCAUAUUGAAUUCUUGAUAGUAUUUUUCGUACCAAAUGACGUAAUUUUUGUCUUUCACAAAUAUUAGUGAUCACUCCUCGAUAUAAGAAAACAAACGAUAACCUAAAUGUUACAAGAAAGGCUGAUAGUUGUUUUAUAAUUGUUGCACUCAGAAAGCUUCAUCAUCUAAGGAUGAAUCGCGUUGAUUUGAAAGUGGUUUUACUGGGUAACGCAGCUGUAGGAAAAACAAGUCUCGUAGAACGUUUCGUAAAUGAAAGGUUUAAUGAAAGUCUGUCUUAUCAAAACACUAUAGGCGCUGCGUUUGCAGCUAAGCAAAUGCAAGUCAAUGGGAAAAGGCUUAUCAUGGGGAUAUGGGACACAGCAGGCAGUGAAAAAUAUGAUGCCAUGAGUAGGAUAUAUUAUCGUGGUGCAAAGGCUGCUAUUAUCUGUUAUGAUAUUAUAAAAUCGAAUACAUUUCAAAGAGCAAAAUUCUGGAUAACAGAACUUAGAACAGUUGAAGAAGGAUGUAAAAUAUACAUUUGUGCAACAAAAAACGAUAUUUUAGAGCACGGUGCAGUUCCAUCUCCUGAUAUAAAUGUUGUAGAAACAUAUGCUGCUGGCAUUCAAGCUAAAUUUUUUAUAACAUCAAGUAAAACUGGAGAAAAUGUUGCUGAGUUGUUUAAUGAAAUUGCACAAGAUUUUAUGUCUGAUCCAAAUAAUGUACAAAAAGUCGAAGAGGUAACUGAGUUAAGUAAUGAGUCCAAAGGAACAUAUUGUUGUCAAUAAAUAUAACAAUGUCAGUAUUAAAAAUUAUCAUAUUUUUCUUGUCUGUUAUAUUUUAUAUUAUUUUGUACAAGUUAAUAUCACAAAUGUAAAUUGAUAUGUAGCAUGCUAUAACUUGACAUAUUAUCUGUAAAUGCAAAGAAAAUUUUCAUGUUUAAAGAUUAUUUUUAAAUAUAUUUCAUAUUUUAUA
Molecule: messenger RNA, 1098 nt
Organism: Frieseomelitta varia
Lineage: Eukaryota; Metazoa; Arthropoda; Insecta; Hymenoptera; Apidae
Product: ras-related protein Rab-24-like
Exons: 4
Coding region: 318-911 (197 amino acids)
Molecular function (GO): GTP binding; GTPase activity
Source: RefSeq, a predicted model, not a curated record